GGCUCUGCGGCUCUUCGCUCUGCCGGCCUCCCGCAUGGCGCUGCGCAGCUUCUGCAGCGCUGAUGGCCCCGAUCCACUUUGGGACUGGAAUGUCACAUGGUACACCAGCAACCCCGACUUUACCAAGUGCUUUCAGAACACAGUCCUCACAUGGGUGCCUUGUUUCUACCUCUGGACCUGUUUCCCCCUCUAUUUCUUCUAUCUCUCCCGACAUGACCGGGGCUACAUCCAGAUGACACACCUCAAUAAAGCCAAAACUGCCUUAGGAUUUUUUCUGUGGCUUAUCUGCUGGGCAGACCUCUUCUACUCUUUCUGGGAAAGAAGUCAGGGGGCAGUCCUAGCCCUGGUGUUACUCGUCAGCCCGACACUGCUGGGCAUCACCAUGCUGCUCGCCAUCUUUUUAAUUCAGCUUGAGCGAAGGAAGGGAGUCCAAUCCUCCGGGAUUAUGCUUACUUUCUGGCUUGUAGCCCUACUGUGUGCCCUAGCCAUCUUAAGAUCUAAGAUCAUCUCUGCCUUAAAAAAGGAUGCCCAAGUGGACGUGUUUCGAGACACCACAUUCUAUAUGUACUUCACUCUUGUGCUCAUCCAGCUUGUGCUGUCCUGCUUCUCAGACUCCUCACCCCUCUUCUCUGAAACUGUCCACGACCUGAAUCCAUGCCCAGAAUCCAGCGCCUCUUUCCUUUCCAGGAUCACUUUCUGGUGGAUUACAGGGAUGAUGGUGCAGGGCUACCGCCAGCCCCUGGAGAGCAGUGACCUCUGGUCACUGAAUAAAGAGGACACGUCAGAAGAAGUGGUUCCUGUGCUAGUGAAUAACUGGAAGAAGGAAUGUGCUAAGUCAAUGAAGCAGCCUGUACGGAUUGUGUAUGCCCCUCCCAAAGAUCCCAGCAAGGCCAAGGGAAGUUCCCAGUUGGAUGUGAAUGAGGAGGUUGAGGCACUGAUUGUCAAGUCGCCCAAGAAGGACCGGAACCCCUCUCUGUUCAAAGUGUUAUACAAGACCUUUGGGCCCUACUUCCUCAUGAGCUUCCUCUUCAAGGCCCUUCAUGACCUGAUGAUGUUUGCUGGCCCCGAGAUCUUGAAAUUGAUUAUCAACUUUGUGAAUGACAGGGAGGCCCCCAACUGGCAGGGAUACUUCUACACAGCACUGCUGUUUGUCAGUGCUUGUCUACAGACACUGGUGCUACACCAGUACUUUCACAUCUGCUUCGUCAGCGGCAUGCGCAUCAAGACAGCCGUGGUUGGCGCUGUCUAUCGAAAGGCUCUCGUGAUCACCAAUUCAGCUAGAAAGUCCUCCACAGUUGGGGAGAUUGUCAACCUCAUGUCUGUGGACGCCCAACGCUUCAUGGACUUGGCCACGUACAUUAACAUGAUCUGGUCAGCCCCUCUGCAAGUCAUCCUAGCCCUCUACCUCCUGUGGCUGAACCUGGGCCCUUCUGUGCUGGCUGGGGUCGCUGUGAUGAUCUUUAUGGUGCCCUUCAAUGCUGUGAUGGCUAUGAAGACCAAGACCUACCAGGUGGCACAUAUGAAGAGCAAAGACAACAGAAUCAAGCUGAUGAAUGAGAUCCUUAAUGGGAUCAAAGUACUCAAGCUGUAUGCCUGGGAGCUGGCGUUUCAGGACAAAGUUUUAAACAUCAGGCAGGAGGAGCUGAAGGUGCUGAAGAAAUCUGCCUAUUUGGCGGCUGUGGGCACAUUCACCUGGGUCUGCACACCUUUCCUGGUGGCCCUGUCAACCUUUGCUGUCUAUGUGACUGUGGAUGAAAACAACAUCUUAGAUGCAAAGAAAGCCUUUGUGUCCCUAGCCCUAUUCAAUAUCUUGCGCUUCCCACUCAACAUCCUGCCCAUGGUCAUCAGCAGCAUUGUGCAGGCAAGUGUCUCCCUCAAGCGUCUCAGAAUUUUUCUGUCUCAUGAGGAGCUGGAGCCAGACAGCAUCGAGCGGUGCUCGAUCAAGGAUGGUAGAGGGAUGAACAGCAUCAGUGUGAAGAAUGCAACGUUCACUUGGUCCAGGGGUGAACCUCCCACACUGAAUGGCAUCAGCUUCUCCAUCCCUGAAGGAGCGCUUGUGGCCGUUGUGGGCCAAGUAGGCUGCGGGAAGUCAUCUUUGCUGUCAGCACUGCUGGCUGAGAUGGAUAAGGUGGAGGGACAUGUGGCUCUCAAGGGCUCUGUGGCCUAUGUGCCCCAGCAGGCCUGGAUUCAGAAUGACACUCUCCGAGAGAACAUACUGUUUGGGCACCCCCUGCAGGAACGUUACUACAAGGCAGUGAUGGAAGCCUGUGCCCUUCUCCCGGAUCUGGAAAUCUUGCCCAGUGGGGACCGGACAGAGAUUGGUGAGAAGGGCGUGAACCUGUCAGGGGGCCAGAAGCAGCGUGUGAGCCUGGCCCGGGCUGUGUACUGUAACUCUGACAUCUACCUCUUUGACGACCCCCUCUCGGCUGUGGAUGCACAUGUUGGGAAGCACAUCUUUGAGAAGGUGGUUGGUCCCACGGGCCUACUGAAGAACAAGACACGGAUCCUGGUGACCCAUGGUAUCAGCUACCUGCCCCAAGUGGAUGUCAUCAUUGUCAUGAGUGGUGGCAAGAUCUCAGAGAUGGGAUCUUACCAGGAGUUGCUAGACCGGGAUGGGGCCUUCGCUGAGUUCGUGCGCACCUACGCCAGCGCUGAGCAGGACCUGGCUUCAGAAGAUGACAGUGUCAGUGGUUUAGGGAAGGAGUCAAAGCCAGUGGAGAAUGGGAUGCUGGUGACAGAUACGGUGGGGAAACACCUGCAGAGGCAUCUCAGCAGCUCUUCUUCCCACAGUGGGGAUACUGGCCAACAGCACAGUAGCAUGGCUGAACUGCAGAAGACCGGAACCAAGGAGGAGACCUGGAAGCUGAUGGAAGCAGACAAGGUGCAGACAGGGCAGGUGCAGCUGUCAGUGUACUGGAACUACAUGAAGGCCAUUGGCCUCUUCAUCUCCUUCUUGAGUAUCUUCCUUUUCCUGUGCAACCAUGUGUCAGCACUGGCCUCCAAUUAUUGGCUGAGCCUCUGGACAGAUGACCACCCCAUUGUCAAUGGGACUCAGGAACACAGGAAUUUCCGACUAAGUGUUUAUGGGGCCUUGGGCAUCUUGCAAGGGGUGGCAGUAUUUGGUUACUCCAUGGCUGUGUCCAUUGGGGGCAUCUUUGCCUCUCGUCACCUCCACCUGGACCUGCUGCACAAUGUUCUGCGAUCACCGAUGAGUUUCUUUGAGCGUACACCCAGUGGGAACCUUGUGAACCGAUUCUCCAAGGAGCUGGACACGGUGGACUCCAUGAUCCCGCAGGUCAUCAAGAUGUUCAUGGGCUCACUCUUCAGCGUCAUUGGAGCUGUCAUUGUCAUCCUGUUGGCCACACCCAUUGCUGCUGUCAUCAUCCCACCCUUGGGCCUUGUCUACUUCUUUGUGCAGAGGUUCUAUGUAGCCUCCUCUCGACAGCUGAAGCGCCUGGAGUCUGUCAGCCGUUCUCCUGUGUAUUCACACUUCAAUGAGACCUUGCUGGGGGUCAGUGUCAUCCGUGCCUUUGAGGAGCAGGAACGCUUCAUUCGCCAGAGUGACCUGAAAGUGGAUGAGAAUCAGAAGGCCUACUACCCCAGCAUUGUGGCCAACAGGUGGCUUGCUGUUCGCCUUGAGUGUGUGGGCAACUGCAUUGUGCUGUUUGCUGCCCUGUUUUCAGUCAUCUACCGGCACAACCUCAGUGCUGGCUUGGUGGGCCUCUCAGUGUCUUACUCACUGCAGAUAACUGCAUACUUGAACUGGCUGGUUCGAAUGUCCUCUGAGAUGGAGACCAACAUUGUGGCCGUGGAGAGACUAAAGGAGUAUUCUGAAACGGAGAAGGAAGCUCCUUGGCAAAUCCAGGAGACGGCUCCACACAGCACCUGGCCCCAUUCUGGCCGUGUAGAGUUCCGAGACUACUGCUUGCGGUAUCGAGAAGACUUGGACUUGGUUCUCAAGCACAUAAAUGUCACCAUCGAGGGUGGAGAAAAGGUUGGUAUUGUGGGUCGUACAGGUGCUGGGAAGUCAUCUCUUACCCUGGGUUUGUUCCGGAUCAAUGAAUCUGCAGAAGGGGAGAUUAUUAUUGAUGGGGUGAACAUUGCCAAGAUUGGCCUGCACGACCUGCGCUUUAAGAUCACCAUCAUUCCUCAGGAUCCUGUUUUGUUCUCGGGUUCUCUCCGCAUGAACCUGGACCCUUUCAGUCAGUAUUCUGAUGAAGAAGUCUGGAUGGCCCUGGAGCUCGCUCACCUGAAGGACUUUGUGUCAGCCUUGCCUGACAAGCUGAAUCAUGAGUGUGCAGAAGGCGGAGAGAACCUGAGUGUGGGGCAGCGACAGCUUGUGUGCCUGGCCCGAGCUCUGCUGAGGAAGACAAAGAUUCUAGUGUUGGAUGAGGCUACAGCAGCUGUGGACCUUGAGACAGAUGACCUCAUUCAGUUCACCAUCCGGACGCAGUUUGAAAGCUGUACUGUGCUUACUAUUGCUCAUCGGCUUAAUACCAUUAUGGACUAUACAAGGGUGAUUGUCCUGGACAAAGGAGAAGUUCGGGAGUGCGGCACACCCUCUGAACUCCUGCAGCAGAGGGGCAUCUUCUAUAGCAUGGCCAAGGAUUCUGGCUUGGUGUGAGCUGAGCUCUGGUGCAUCCAGUAAGAACUAUAGAGCCAGCAUCCCAGUGUCCAGGGAUGAGCCAGCAACCCUGGGAACAUAAGCUUCCCAGACCAAAACAAAACAAAACCAAAAACAAAUAAACAAAUAAAGGAAAAGAAAACCAAACUAACAAGAAGCAAAACACACAAAGCAGCAGUCAUAAUUUAGUCCCAUCCUGGAUCUGACCUUGAAGCAACUUGGGAGACAGAUAUAUCCCACUUCAAACUUAUGUCUGGACUCUGACACCACUUGUGAGGCUCCCUGGAAGUUCAUCUAUGCUCCUGCUGCAGUCCACAGCAAGACCUUGGGCAGCUAAAUACAGUAGCGACCAAACACAAGCCACUGCCUCAUGUCUCUUCAGCCACAUCCAUGGAUGCCCCUGCCUCAAGGGUCUUCAGCCACAUCCAUGGAUUCCUUGGAAUCCUCUCCUGGCCCUACCAGCUAUCACCUCCACAGUCCUGUUGGUUAUAAAAGAGUGCUUCCUUUCUUCAGGCCUUCAGUUGAAAGCAUGGGAACCAACCAAACAAAGAAAUAUCCCCUUGUCUGCCAUCUGUUCUUCAGGCACCCAAACACUGCUCCCUGUACCCAGCACAGGUCUCACAGGACCUGCUUUAGAGGCAGCCUUCUUUGUGAAGGGACCAGGCCAGACAACACUCCCAUCACAAGGACUUACACCCUGCCCUACCAUCACUUCCUUGCUUUCUGCCUUUCCUGUCCAUCUCUGGGGAGGACUCACUCCUCACAGAAGGUCUAUGAGUAGUUUAGAGCAGCAAAAGUCAAGAGCAUGAGGGAAGAAUCUGGUAACAAAGAUAGAGCCAGAGUACAAGAAGAGAAACAAUCACAAAUAGUGAUCUCUCUCCCUCUACCCCCCAUUUUUGAGCAUCUUUCCAGGAAGAAAGCUGAUCCAAAGAAUUUGAUGUCUAGGGAGGAGAUACUAGACUCAGGGAAUAGCAAUGCCCAGCUCUGCACUUGAUCCUGCUCUGCUCUGCAUAGUGGUCCUUUAGAUGUUUGGGUCUAGAUCAAAGAGAAAUCCCCUAGGGCAGCAAGAACUUGCUGCUAGCCACAAUUCAUACUUGCUAUGAAUUUGGCCCUGAUUUCAGUCCCAGAGAAGUAUCCUUUUUCUUUAGGUGGCAAUGUAUGGUUUUUUGUUUUGUUUUGUUUUGUUUUGUUUUUAAGUUAAUACCAUUCUUUCACAUUAAAGGACCUAGAUUUCUUCUGAGGGUCUUUUUGUAAUGACACUGGAAACAUGAAUAUUUGCAAGUACUUUGCAGUAAAGAAAAAUGUUUUAUUUCUUUCUAAACAACCACUUUAUUUUCUUUUGGCUACAGAAGUUUCCAGCCUCCACUCUAGAAGAACCAGGCUGGGACAGCUGUGUUAUUUUACCAUUGCUAUCAAUACUGGCAGGGCACGAUUAGAGAGGUGGUUCAGCACUGAAGAGUGCUUGCUCCUCUUGCAGAGGACUGAAGUUAGAUCUCGGCACCUGCAUCUCUUGGCAACAACUGCCUAUACUUCUAGCUGCAAGGGGUCCAGUGCCCUCUUCUGGGCAAACAAAAAUAAAGAAAUGGGGAGGCCAAGGUUAAGAGCUGCGUGGGGUCUAGCAGUAAGUCAGAAUGGCAAAGUAUACAAAUACUCUGGCUUGAGUGUCUUACUGGCAUUUUUUGGUCAUGUGACCCUGGGCAAAACACUUAAGCUACGAGCUUCAGCUCUAUCUGCCUAAGGUGGCCAAGUUCAGGUUCUGAGACAAAAGUCACAAGUGGCCCCAAAUACUUCUCUCUAGUAGGGUGGGGCUGAUCUAUAAUAACAGUGCUUAAGAUCUUGGGAAACGGAGCUGGUGAGAUGGCUCAAGAUGGUAAAGUGAUUGCCAUAUAUGCAUGACAGCCUGCAUUGCAAUCCCCAGCAAAGCCAGGUCUAACAGUAUAUGCAUAUAGUCCCAGCUCUGGGGAGGAAACAGGAGUAUCCCUGUGGCUCUUUGGCCAGCCUAGUUAAAUUGGUGAACUACUUGUUCAGUGAUAGCAUAAGGUAGGGGCUGGAGCUCAGUGGUUAAGAAUGCAUCAUGCUUUUGCAAAGGACUAUGGUUCAGUCCCCAACACCCAUAUUGGGCAGCUCAGAACUACUUGUAACUUGAGUUUCUGGCCUCUGAGGUCACCUGCACUCAUGCACAUAAACACCAACUUACAUACAUACAUAUAAUAAAUAAAGUGAAUCAAAAAAAGAUAAGCUGGAAAGAUGGCUUAGUGGUUAAGAGCACUGGCUAUUCUUCCAGAGGACCUGGUUUCAAUUCCUAGGACCUACAUGGUAGCUCACAACUCAUAAACAUCUGUAACUCCAGUUUCUUCUGGCCUCUUUGAGCACCAGUCGUGAACGUUGUACACAGGUGCAUAUAUAGACAGAAUGCCCAUACACAUAAAAUACAUUUUUUUUUAAAGGUAAAGAAAAAUACCAAACAGUCUCUGGGCCACAUAUGCAUACAAAAUGAACACAGGUUUGAUAAUCUCCAAGGAGAGUUGGGCCCCUCUCUAGAGUGAACACCCACAUUGUUCUCUUGUCCUUGACACUCAAGGGCUGGCUUCUGGGUCCCCAUAGUGGGGGAUUGGAGAAUGUGGAUAACAACCAGCCUCUUCCAUUUCUAAAACUGGAGAGGAUAUUUGUGUCCCCUCACAGUUCAUUGGCAAAGCCAACCACAUGCUUGGCCACAACCAAAACACAAAGG
This is a messenger RNA of Psammomys obesus (fat sand rat), 7355 nucleotides long. It is a transcript of the gene Abcc1, whose product is annotated as ATP binding cassette subfamily C member 1. Gene Ontology annotation, cellular component: basolateral plasma membrane. Gene Ontology annotation, molecular function: ATP hydrolysis activity; ABC-type xenobiotic transporter activity; ATP binding. Gene Ontology annotation, biological process: glutathione transmembrane transport; xenobiotic transport. NCBI's taxonomy places the organism in Eukaryota, Metazoa, Chordata, Mammalia, Rodentia, Muridae. The transcript is spliced from 31 exons. The record is from RefSeq and is a predicted model, not a curated record. Bases 35 to 4624 code for a protein of 1529 amino acids.